Messenger RNA from Ceraceosorus bombacis, 1613 nucleotides. The record is from the annotation of a GenBank genome assembly. NCBI's taxonomy places the organism in Eukaryota, Fungi, Basidiomycota, Exobasidiomycetes, Ceraceosorales, Ceraceosoraceae.
AUGUCGGAGAGAAAUCUGGACCAGCUGCUCAAGUGGUCCAUUGCAGCGCAGGGAGAAGGUAGCGGCACCGGUGCGGGUGCGGGUGCGGGUGCGGGUGCGGGGAAUGGGUCCAUCGAUGCCCAAGCGUUGGCCGCGCAGCCCGGAAUGAAGGAGAUUGCGGCAGAAGUGGCAGCUGGCAAGAGGCCAGAUCUGCAAGAUCCUGGAUUGCUGGAUGCCCUCAUGGGCGGCAAGAGCGAGGCGCAGAUGAUGAAGGAGGAGUUGGCUGUGGCUUGCAAUGAGCAGAGAUCGACGCAGGAUCGAUGCAUCGCUCUGGACAACUUUGAAAUGGUCAGUUGACUGGCAGGCUGGCUGGCUGGCUGGCACUUUGGCGCAUGCGCAUGCGCAUUGCCGCCUUGCCCCUGCGCGCACACACAGCAUACACACACACAUUGCAAACGUGAUCGACUGACGCUAUUUACGCCGCAUUGCAGCUGAUCGAAUCGAUCGACAAUGCCAACAAUAUCAAGAAUAUGGGCAUGUGGCCUCCACUCCUAUCCCUCCUCGCCUCAAAGGUGCCCGCCAUCCUUUCGGGUGCGCUGUGGGUCGUCGGCACAGCGAUUCAGAACAAUGACAAAGCGCAAAUGGCUUUGCUCUCCCACAAGCCUCUGCAGGCCAUCCUCGACUCUUUAAGGUGGGCCGAUGUGGAUGCUAGCAAGGGCGCAAGCGGGUCUGCAGCGAGCACGUCGGAAGCAGAAGCCAUCAGGUCCAAGGCGGCGUACGCUCUCAGCGCCCUGCUCAAGCACAAUCCCCCUGCAGUCGUAGCCUUCGAUGAACUGGAUGGGUGGCAGGCUUUGAGAGGCGCGCUCGAGGAUCCGAGCAUCGCCAUUCGCAGAAAAGUGGUCUUCCUCAUCAACACGCUGCUUCUUCAAGCUCAGCAGGACCAGGUAGCGGAUGGCACGGAUGUGGAAGAGGCUGAUCAUGUGGGCGACGCAGCCGCAGCUACCACUGUUAGCGAUGGCACCACUGCUGUGGGCACUGGCACGGAUGCGGAUCCUAUCAGAAGCGCAGCAGCGUCGACGCGCUCCGCAUCUACCGCGCUCACAUCAUUGCCUGGUCAGCCAGCAUCGAGCAAUGCGCAUGGCAGCGCAGCGCCUUCUGCACCGCUGGAGCGAGGUCCAGAGACGCACAGAGAGGGCAUCGCAUAUCCAGAUAUUCCCAGAGCGCUGCUACAUUCCGGCAUCGUUCAAACACUACUCAGCAGCUUGCUGCCAGCGAACAAGGUAUCUGCCAGCGUUGCAUCCCUCAAGGACGGUGCGCAAGCUAGAGAUGACCUGGACUACAGCGAAAAGGCGUCCAGGGCGGUGGCCAACUUUGUGGAGAGUGUGUGCGAAAAGGGGAGGGGGAACGAAGAGCUGAGAAGAGGAAUGAGAGAUGGGGCUGCCGUGGAGGCCAAGCUGCUGGAUUUGCUCAGCGAUGAAUUGGAAGGAGCGCCUUUGCGAGGCUCGACGGAAGAGGACGAUGAAGCACAGAGGGAUGUCAAGAGCAGGUGGCAGCAGGUGGGCUUUGAGCCUGCGGAGUGGGAACAACUGAGGGAAAGAGCGAGCAACAUGGCGGCUGGCGACGCCGCUGCGUAG